UCUUGUCACACGCUGGUCGUCAGAUUCAUAGCGCUGCUGGGCGGGUCACACUGCUAGGACUCACCGUUCACUCGAUCGACGCAAAGAAAGCGCCUUGAAACCGGGUUGAUUUAAAAAGUUUCAUAGUUCGUCUCGUCAGUGGCGUUUCUGUUUUGACACCUUUGGAAGCUAUCGAGUGUAAAUACUGUGGCGUUUUCUAUUCACGCGACGCUUCUGAAACUUUUGCGUGCGUAACGACAUUGGGAGACGAAAUGGGGGAGAAUGAUGUUCAGAUGGAGAGUACAGAGCAAAUGCAGGAGCCUCAAGCUUCAAGCUCGGACAAAAUCGACUUGUCAUUAGAUGACAUUAUAAAGCUGAAUAAGAAGAAACUGAAGGCGAGCCGAGCUGGCAACAUAGCUAAAACUAAACGUGCUGCUAACAGGAACAACGUCUUGAAGAAACUCAACCAGGUUCCACAGCAGCAGAGGGGACUCAGACGAGGAGCGCAGCAGUACCAAGGACCUGGCAGGGUGAGAGGUUUUAGGAGACAAUGGGAAUCCGGGAGGGACAUGAUGUCAAGAAGGGGUUCACUAAAUAGAGCUGCUGCCACUGUCAUGACCGGUGAACAGUUUGAUCAGACCACAUUCACAUCGAGGGGGACAUUCAGAGGACGAGGAAGAGGUAGAGGAAGAGGAGGCGGACUGAGCAGGGGUGCAUUGUUAGCAAGAGGACAGAGGGGUGGAAGACCAUUUGUAUUAGACAGAGGGUUUUCCGCUACAAAAAGGACUGAGAAAUUACAGAGGUAUCAGACGAUAAGAAGUCGAAGAACAGCACCAUCUGGCUCCACGCUGACAGUUUCUCUGCCAAAUGCUAAAUCUGCACCUGUCGCUGUGAAGACAUCUAAUCAGGCUAGGAGGGGUGGGGCAGUGUUAAGGGGCAGAUCAUCUGGAGGAGCCGGUACUUCUUCACCUAAGGGGAUUCCUCUGCAAUUUAACUACAAAGCAGCCACUAACCAGACUGCCGUAUACCUUAAUGACCGUUUCACUGACCUGAGGUUAAGAGUGCGAGGACGGGGCCGGGGAAGAGGAAGAGGAGCUCUUGGAGGAGGUGGAAGAGGCAGAGGAAGAGGAAAUAUCAUUGGGGGUGGACGAGGUAGAGGACAAGGAAACAUUAUAGGUGGUGGCAGAGGCAGAGGAAGGGGUGGGGUUGGUGUGACAAGAGGAGGAAGAGGCUUGAGAAGAGGGAGGGGAGGAUCAAGAGUAGCCGAUCGAACAGUAACUCUUCAGUGAUUAGAAUUACAACCAUUCAGUUUUAUGAAGUUGUAGUGUUUACUGUUAGUGAUGCACUGAAAUUUCCACAACCAACGAUAUUGGGGCGAAACAGAAAAAAAAAAAAUCAGUUUCAGCCGAAAUAGUUUUGGAGGCCCGAAAUCAGUGACGUUUAACUACGACUAAAAAUGGAAUUAGUUUUGUAAAAAAAAAAAAUAAUAAUAAUAAUUUUGGUGCAUCACUAUUUGCUGUAAUGAUGUCAUUCAACUAAAUAUUUGAAAGAUUUCUGA
Messenger RNA from Sinocyclocheilus anshuiensis, 1537 nucleotides. Its product is annotated as probable H/ACA ribonucleoprotein complex subunit 1. The record is from RefSeq and is a predicted model, not a curated record. The transcript is spliced from 9 exons. The coding region runs from base 252 to 1268 and encodes 338 amino acids. NCBI's taxonomy places the organism in Eukaryota, Metazoa, Chordata, Actinopteri, Cypriniformes, Cyprinidae. Gene Ontology annotation, biological process: mRNA export from nucleus. Gene Ontology annotation, molecular function: mRNA binding. Gene Ontology annotation, cellular component: nuclear speck.